AUGGGUCGGCUCGACCGGAGUGAUACCACGGCCUCACAGAAAACCGGCGCCUGCCCUCUGAUGGGUCGGAAUGUCAUCAACGUACAUAUCAUUCCAAGCACGCACGCUGAACUUGGUGUAUCGAAGACAUUCUACCAACAUUAUACUGGAUAUGACGAGAUUUACGGACAUAGUAAGGUUAAUAUGAAGAAUAUUCUGGAUGCUGUCAUCACGGCUUUAUGGGCACACAAUGAAAGAAAGAAAAUCAACGCAACAUUUUUGGAAUGUGGUCGUCCAUUAGUUACUUGGCAAUCCGAUGUGUAUGGUCACUCGCGGGAAUUUGCCUCUUUAAUGGCACAGAUGGGUUUCGACGGCCAUUUUAUAAGCCCAAUCAGUUAUGAUGAUGAACUAUCCAGAAUGAAAAGCAAAUCUCUUGAGUUCGUUUGGAGAGGCAGCGAUGAUUUAGGUGCCUCAACGGAUAUAUUCACUCACAAGCUGUUUGAUGGCUUUGCUGCUCCUCCGGGCUUCUGUUUCGGAGGGCUGUGCGAUGACCCUCUCAUCAUCACUUCGGACACAACCUUUAGCAAUGUGGAGGAGAGGGUCAAAGAGUUUUUAAGUCAAAUCCAUCAGCGACAGUCUCCAUAUUACACGACGAAAAAUGUGAUGGUCGUGAUGGGCGCGCGGUAUGCUUACCAUGACGCACCGAUCUGGUUCGCCAACAUCGAUAAAUUGAUUGCCAAUGUCAAUUCUAAGCAGGCUUCAAAAUCUGGAAAAGUAUAUUUGUUCUAUUCCACGCCAGCUUGCUACCUAAAGGCUGUACACGAAGCUAUCAUUCCGCGACACGCGACUCGGCGACUGUCGCGCUGCUUCUCGAGUCUGCGCGCCCAACGCGCCCUCUGCCGCGAUUCACGCGCACUUUCUUCUAUCCGUGGCGUCGGCAGCGACGGCGCGCGCGACACUGUUGGCACGCUAGACUCGCCCGCCUGCAGCUGCGCUGGUGUUGGGUUCGAAUCCCGGGCCGACGCAAUUAUUACGCAAAAUUUAACAACAAAACAGGACGAUUUUAUUCCUCAAACAAGCGAUAAGGACACGCAUGCAACUGGCAUGUAUACUUCACGACCAGUCAUCAAGUACCUCGCUAGAGAAGUGCAUUUAUAUAUCCAGAUAGCGAAACAGUUACAAGUAUUGGCUCAACUUGGCAACAACGACAAGAAAUUUGAAGAAAUUAUGUGGAUAUCAGGAGUUCUGCAGGAUCAUUCUGUCAUUACUGGAGGGAUGCGUCGCUACGUGACUGAAUACUACGCUAGGAAAGCGUAUUUAGCUAAAGAAAUAUGUAUGCAGAUGUACCGACCGGCAUUCAAGCUCUUGGUGCAAGCUCGCCGCCCGACCAGAACCAACCCGAGCGUACGGCGCCUAGCGUUCCGCGCGCGCCUCAAAGAGCCAAUAGACCACCACAGACGGGGCCCUAUUAAGGAUGUUCAGCCGGGGUUGCGGGGUGUAGAACAAAACCACUCUAUAAUAUCAAUCCCAGACAUCGUUGCAUCACUACCUGACAGAGGCGAGUUCCGAACUGAAGACGAACUCGUAUUUAUAGCAGAAAAGAUACCACCAUUAGGAUACAAAUCGUACUUCAUAGAUCGUAUACACAUAAGAACUCGAACUAAAAGAUCUGUAUUAAAAAGGAUAUUCCAAAAAGACAGUAAUAAUACCAAAAAAUAUUAUACUAGGCAAACGAAUUUUGAUAAAACGGAUGAUAAAGAUAUGCUAGAUGAUAUACCUGAAUAUGAGUAUUUCGAAGAUGUUACUGAGAAAGGGCAUGAUAAAGUACCCUUAGCUUAUGCUCCUAGGGAGUUUUAUACUGAUGAUUUUGCUACCAAGCCACCGAUGACUAAAAAUGAUAUUGCAAAUAAAAUUAGGAAUGAUUUGAGAAGAACUACCACUUCUCUUCCAUCUACCACAACAUCAACCUUAUCAACAUCGACAACAGAAACUGUAACGAAAUCAACAACUUCGCCAACCACAAGUCAAUCAACGACCUUUCGAACUACGACAGAAGCUCCAACGCAACCCUUGACAAGUACAAUGAAAUUUGAACCUUAUAACCUCUCAAGUACUACACCGGAUAUAAUUGAGUAUUAUGAUGAAGAAACUACCCCUAAUCUUGAAGAGAACACUACUCCAGCGUUUGAUUUCGAAAAUUUUUAUCGACGCAUGGAAAAUUCUGGCUAUUACAGCGUUCUGUCCAGCGAUAAGUUUAUUGAGAAUGAGUAUAUAACAAUAAAUGUAAACCAAGACAACAAACUGCUAAACAUUCUUCUUUCGAACGGCGUGAAUGUAACAUUUGACAUUCAAUUCUGUUACUACGUGUCCGACGAUCCAGAGAAGCUGGGCACAACGAAGAAGAGACCGGGAGCCUUCAUUUUUAGACCAAUGGACUCCCAACCUAUUCUAGUGUCAGAUAUUUACGAUGUUAAAAUCCUAAAAACAGAUAUCGUAGAAGAGAUCCAAAUUCGAUAUGCGGAAUAUGCUGGGAUCUCCCUAAAGUUGUAUAAAGGUCUGCCGACUAUUGAGGCGGAUUGGGUCGUUGGACCGAUUCCGAUAGCUGAUGAGUUGGGUAAAGAAAUAUUUGUUAGAUAUGUGACUGAUUUAAAUAACGAUGGCGUCUUUUAUACUGAUAGCAAUGGACGGCAAACUAUGAAGAGGAUUAGGGAUAAGAGACCUACUUACACACCGACUAUUGCUGAUAGCACUUCUGCUGUGGCACCCUAUAAGUGCCCACUGCUCAGCAAAGGCCUCUUCUCACACGGAGAAGGUUAG
This is a messenger RNA of Spodoptera exigua (beet armyworm), 2796 nucleotides long. The record is from the annotation of a GenBank genome assembly. NCBI's taxonomy places the organism in Eukaryota, Metazoa, Arthropoda, Insecta, Lepidoptera, Noctuidae.